This is a messenger RNA of Planococcus citri (citrus mealybug), 1640 nucleotides long. Its product is annotated as serpin A3-7-like. The coding region runs from base 157 to 1515 and encodes 452 amino acids. The transcript is spliced from 5 exons. NCBI's taxonomy places the organism in Eukaryota, Metazoa, Arthropoda, Insecta, Hemiptera, Pseudococcidae. Gene Ontology annotation, molecular function: serine-type endopeptidase inhibitor activity. The record is from RefSeq and is a predicted model, not a curated record.
AUUAAGCUAUCACGUAUCCUCUACAAGUAGUAAAAGAAAAUGUAACCAGUAAAGCACAUUUUACAUAGUUCGUUCAUAGACGUGAAACACGAUCGUUUUACUACCAGUGGGUGUUGGUAGAUAUAGAUAAAUACGUAACUGGAUUCCAAAUGUUUGAUGAACUUGCGAAGAAAAAUGUGCAAAAGUAAAUUAAUCGCGUGUUUAUUCGAAUUUAUUCUAAUAUUGAUUUGUUCAGUUCGGUUUUCUUCUUCUCAAGAUGAUUUUGAUAAUGACCCAAAGAUCGUUCAAAACAAAAUACUCGAUUUUUCUGCAAAAUUGAAUAGAAUUCUGCAUGGGGAAAACUCGCAAAAGACGAAUAUUUUAUAUUCAUCCAUCAAUAUUUACGCUGCUCUGGUCUUGAUGCAUCUUGGUAGCGUUGGAAAAACUCGCGAUGAAAUCAUGGCUGUUCUAGGAAUAAUCGAAGGUGACGAAUGGCCUGGAAUACAUCAAAAGUUCAGCGACGUAUUUGAACGUAUAUCUAAAUCUUCACAAACAGCAUCAGAAUCUCAAAAAUACCACAUAAACGCAACCGAUGUAAUAUUCUUGGACAGGAUGACUUUGAGAAAAGAUUUCGUAAGUCGUGUGCGGUCUUUCUACGACAGCGAUAUAAUCAACGUAAAUUUUUUAAGCAACGAAUUCGACGCAGUUAGAAUCAUAAACAAAUACAUUGCCAAUCGAGUCGAAAAUCAAGAACCAAAAUUUUAUACCGAGCUGCAAACAGCAUACCCUAAGGUUAUUUUAGCGAGCUGUCUGAAUUUUAAAUCCGAAUUGAAGUUUCCUUUUCGUAAAUCAACAACGCAACGGGAUACAUUUCAUUCGACCAACCGUGCCAUAAGAGUAAACAUGAUGCAAAGAGUAGGAAAAAUGCCAUACGCGAAUAUACAAAAUUUAGGAGUAGAAGUAGGCAGACUGAUAGCCUCUAAUAGCAUAUCUCUAUUCGUCGUUUUACCAUAUCAACAAUACGGUUUAGAUUACUUUUUAAAUAAUUUAGUCGCGAACGAUAUUAAAUCAAUGGUAUCCAGUGUCAAUGAAAACUACCUCGUUGAUUUCAAACUGCCUCAAACCACGUUGAAAGUGUAUAAUGAUACUUUCCACGAAACUUUAUCGCAACUCGGCCUGCAAAAAAUACUCACCGAACGACCCGAUUUUCAAGACAUGAUCAAUGAAAAAUACUUAUUCAACGUUAAAGAAAUUAAAUACGCGGCUAAUUUGGAAAUCACUGAACAGCGAAUUGAGGCUAGUUCUGUGACCGGUGUAAAAAUCAGUGGGACAGUAGUGGUCGAACCGACGCCGUCUGAUUCUUUGGCUGGACUUCUGGAUAACGAAGUGAAUUUUAUAGACGAUUACGAUUAUGGAAAUGAAAAAUUUGCUGAUUUGCAAUUUCACGUGAAUAGACCUUUUUUCACGUUCUUGUAUCAUCACGAGAUUAGAACCGUGUUGUUUUAUGCUGCGGUUGAAAAUCCUAAUGGUAAUUAAUUAUAGAGUUGAGUUUAAUAUAAGUUAAUAAUCAGUGCAUUUUUUUUUAUUUAUUUUUUUUUUAUUUGCAAGCUCACCAUACAUUUCCUAAUAUUGUACUUACUUGAAUACAGUGUGUCAAUUUA